Messenger RNA from Girardinichthys multiradiatus, 6415 nucleotides. Its product is annotated as C-Jun-amino-terminal kinase-interacting protein 1-like. Lineage: Eukaryota; Metazoa; Chordata; Actinopteri; Cyprinodontiformes; Goodeidae. The coding region runs from base 242 to 2605 and encodes 787 amino acids. Gene Ontology annotation, molecular function: protein binding. The record is from RefSeq and is a predicted model, not a curated record. The transcript has 12 exons. Gene Ontology annotation, biological process: regulation of JNK cascade. Gene Ontology annotation, cellular component: cytoplasm.
CACUGUCGCUUUGAUGAGCUGGUUGCCUCUAUGGAAAUAAAAAUAAAAUUUACGCUUUUGUAUUUCUUGCAAAUGUUAAUAAAUAAAUAAACCGCAACAGCCAUUACAAGUGGCCAUUUUUCCCAGAGUCUUCGAAGGCAUCACCCUAUCGCAGCUUCCCCGCCGCACCUCUCAGGUGUCCGCCGGGCCAGUCGGCUUCACACUGUCAUCGGAGUCUGUAGAGGAAUGAACGCGCGGCGGCAUGGCGGACAGAGAGAAGCGGAAAGCCACCCCGCCUUCCGGCCGUAGCUUCCAGGUGAACUCUCCGGCCAGCUUCAGGCUGACUCAUGACAUCAGUCUGGACGGGUUUGAGGAUGAUGACCUCACAGAGAUUACAGAGAUCACAGAUGAACGAGGGAUGAGUCUCAACUGUAACGGCCCAGAUAUAAAAGGCCGUGUGAGACGAGGAACCAGUAGCAUGUCAGGAAGGGUGGAGCUGGGAGCGGUUGGCCAGCUUCAGGCAGAGAUGCUGCAUUUAGACCUCAUUGACGGUGCUGACGGUUACCGCGGUGAUAAAGACUCUUCGAAGGCAUCUCCUGUUGCAACCGCACUAGUCACCAAGGACUUUGUAGGACCUGUUACCAUGGAUACUUACCGACCCAAGAGACCUACAACCCUUAACCUCUUCCCGAUUGUGCCACGCUCACAGGACACAUUAAACAACAACUCAUUUGGAAAGAAAUACAGCUGGCAGGAAAAAGUUUCAGGCUCAUCCUCUCCCCUCAAAACAGGCGACCUCACUCCUCCACGAGAGCACAGCUGUCUGAGCGACGAGGACAAGGUGCAAGGUGGGGCUGCGCAGACCAAAGACAGAGGAACGUCCACUGACGCCCCCUGCAAACACAGCCACACCUCGGGGCACUUGCACAAUUCAAGCUCAGGAGCUGCAACACGCUCUAAAUUGCAGGAGAAACCACCCCAACCACCACCGCCACAGAACUACACACCAGCUCCUCUUUACCCAGCGGGUAAGAUUGACAGCUCGGGUCACCGGGAAAAGAUUCGCUACCAGACGGAUGUUCAUCUGGAACCCACAGAGGAAAUUUAUCUGACUCCAGUGCAACGUUCAGCAGACCCUGUGGAACCCUGUGUUCAGGAACGGCCCUUUCUCUCACAACAAACUGAACAAGGACGCAUGUCCAUAAGCUCUGAUACAGAGGGACCACCUCCGUAUCAGCCCCUUCCAGACCGGACCAACCCCUCCAUUUAUGAGGAGGACGAGCUCUAUGUACCCCCACCUUCAUAUGCUUCCUGCGUAGAGUCUCUCAUCACACCACCUAAUAUAGCUGUUUCAGCACACGGCUCUGUUGCAAUAGACCUCAACUUGAAAGGGACAAGAGCAGGGGCCAUGCUGAGGGCUGGGUCAUCAGUAGAAUAUGUGGACGCUACUGAUGAAAGUUACUGUGGUGAGGAUGAGGAUAUAGACAGAAUAAUAAUAGACGGAAGGAUGAAAAAGAUGGGAGGAAAGGGAGACGGUGGUAGCAGUAAACCUACCCCUCUAAGGACAACCAUGAGCUCUGAGGCCAGAAGCCUGACAUAUGACUCAGUGAAAUACACACUAGUGGUGGACGAACAUGCUCAGCUAGAGCUUGUCAGCCUAAGACAGUGUUACCAAGGCUACAGUGAUGACAGUGACUCAGCCACAGUCUACGAUAACUGCGUCUCCUCACCAUACGAAUCAGCCAUCGGGGAGGAGUAUGAGGAAGAUGAAGAUGAGGACCACGACCCAAGGCCCGGAGCAGUGCAGAGGGAGGCCACAGCCUGCCUCUCUGAGGACUCAACACCUGAGGAAGACCUGCAUUUCUCCAAGAAGUUCCUCAAUGUCUUCAUGAAUGGUCGCUCUCGCUCUUCUAGUGCUGAGUCCUUUGGCUUAUAUUCCUGUGUCAUAAAUGGAGAACAGAAAGAUCAGACCCACAGAGCAGUAUACAGGUUUGUGCCUCGACAUGACGAUGAGCUGGAGUUGGAGGUCGAUGACCCGUUGCUGGUGGAGGUCCAGGGAGAUGAUUUCUGGUACGAGGGUUACAACAUGCGCACUGGUGCUCAUGGGAUCUUCCCCGCCUACUAUGCCAUAGAGGUGAACAAGGGCACAGAAUGCUAUAAAGUUAAAAGCAGUGAGUGGAUGGAUAGAUACCGAUUGAAGUUUCUUGGAUCAGUCCAAGUGCCCUAUCACAAGGGAAAUGAUGUUCUGUGUGCAGCAAUGCAGAAGAUUGCCAACAACAGACAGAUGACAGUUAAGUUCAACCCGCCUUCCUUCUGCAUCCUGGAGAUCAGUGUCAAAGGAAUCAAACUUGCAGUUCAAGAGGACUAUUAUGCUUGUGACAGAAGUAAUGAGUGCAGUCAUUUCUUCCAAUUGAAGAAUGUCUCUUUUUGUGGCUACCAUCCUAAAAACAGCAAGUAUUUUGGGUUCAUCACUAAGCACCCAGCAGAUCAGAGAUUUGCCUGCCAUGUAUUUGUAUCUGAAAACUCCACCAAACCUCUUGCUGAAUCAGUUGGGAAAGCAUUCCAGUUGUAUUACAAAGAGUUUGUGGAGUUCUCAUGCCCAACAGAGGAUAUUUACCUAGAGUAACCCAGCCUUGUACAGAAUACUGUAUCAUAAAAUAAAGUUGCAUGAAGGACAAAUAUUUAAAAAGAAACAAGAACUACAGCUUUAAAAAAUAGACACUAUGACUACAUAACCUUUGUCCAGGAGUGGGGCAUGGAAAUGAGCCAAAAGUGAAAAGAAUUAUGCAAGUGAGGUGAGCUGAAAAGGUGGAGACUAAAAAUGCUAAGCACAAAAUAUAUCUUGGCAGCAAUAAUCAGCCUGUAGCAUCAUCUCAGCAGCUCCAUCACGAGAAUACUUGACUACUCCACAUUUCAGUUGUACCCAAUAUAAGAAAACCAGUAUCACAUAUUAAAAAAUUAUUUGGUCAAGUAUUGUUGUCUUUAAAAAAUGAGCUGUACAUGUACAAACGUAACAUCCAGAACACCAUUCAAGCAUUACAUUAGCUCAAAUAAACACCAGUGUGGUUAAACUUGUUUAUUUUAGGAAGCCUUUUAGAGUGAGAUGAUCAGUCAAAUAGAUGCCAAUUUGUUAUUCUUGAAUCAUUCUGAUUGGUGUUAACUCAAUUAAACAGGCUAAGAUGUUAAAAGUCCACAGGUUCAGGUUCUAUGUCUGUAUGCAACUUUUGGUGCAGAGAAGACAAAACAUAACAUAUAGACUGAUCCGUACAUCCAAGACACAAGAAAUCUAACAGAUUUUGUUGUCACACUUUGUAGUCUGCAGUGUAAUCACCACCUUCAGUAGAUGUAGAUGACUUGUACUUAGUAAAAAACGAUUUAACGUAAAAAAAUAAAAAAACUCAAGUACAUUGUGCAUUAACUGUCUACAUUAAAGGACAGCUUUGGUUGGCACUGCAGAGCAAAGCUAAGCAGCUGUAUCUUGUGUCCCGUAAAGAUUAAGUUAAUGUUUCACUUUUUUGUUUUCGCCAGAUAUCAAACACACUGUGCCCUUUUUUUUUUUAUUUGACCCAACUUGUUGUAUGAGGUGACAGCAAAUGAACAAAAUCUAAGCGCUGGUUGUCUUCUUACCUUCACUAGUAGUGCCUCUUUUGUAUCAGUUCAUUGUAAACUUUCUCAGUAAACACAUUUUGCCGCUGAGUGUGUUUAGUUUACAGGUUUGACUGCAAAUUAGAAUGAAGAAGUGUUUUGCUGUAAAUGGCUCUAUAUACCACUGCAUUACAUUUGCUGUACAAUAUUGUGACUAUUGAAUUCAAGCGUAAUUAAUAUAUUUCACAAAACAGAUGUUUCACCUUUUGGGCAAAUUGAAAAUGACAGGAUGAACAACUUCUAAUGUCUGAACAGCAUAUGGGUAUGAAGGUAAAGCAUAGUCAAAAAGAUUUCUCAUCCAUUUAUCCAUUUACUAUAUCAGUUUAAACCUGUUCAUGGUCCUAGCUGGGCUAGUGCCUAUCUUCAGUGGGAAACAAGUAAAAAGGGGCUAAAUCAUGUAACAUUAUAAAUUACAAUAAAUGUAUGCAACCGAGUUUAUAACUUUUUAUUUUUCCUUGUUGACAUUUAGUUUUUAUAACGGUAAAUUUUACAGAUAGGAUAAAGGCUACAUAAAACUUUAAUAGGUUCUGGUGUGGGACUUGUAGAAUUGCCCGUUUCCAUUAAAACAUAACUGAUUUGAUUUGGAUGAAAUUGUUACAAAAAUAACUGUUUAUUUAUCUCAAGAAAAAUAACUAUUUUAAGGUACAAUGUGAUUUUUAAUGGGGUUCUGAGCUGUCUGGUGCUGCUCAAAAAUAUCAAGUAACCAAAUGAAAAAAUUAAGUAAAAAAACAAAACAAUGAUUUUGUUGGCCAGUUGAGAAUAAAUAACUUAAUCCAAAAUAUGCAGGAUGGCAACCUGGGUAAAAACAAACCUGAACAAUGAUGAGCAUCUUGACUGCACAAGAAGGUGUGCAUGACUAGACACGACUUGGCAUCUUUCCUGGUUCUCAAUCAAAGAGCAAGUACAUAAAACCCAAGAACACCUGCUGACAAGAACUAUAUCAGUUUUAAUUUAGACACACGACCAACAUGCCAGUUCUUCUACAAACAUGAGCUGCACCAGCCUAAUCCUUUCAAACUAUACUGAAGGCACCCAUGGUACAAAAUGUAAAGCAAGAUCAAAAUUAGGGUUGGUAUGACUCCCCUUGUUUACCAACAGUAGUUAUGAAGCGGCACUUUCUACUUGAGACAGAAAUGGCAAUGAAUUACCCUAAGGUCAUCAUUACAGUAGAUUUAGUGCUUGAUCUUCAAAAGAUAUGCAUGUACAAAAAUACGUGCAAACUGGAUCGUGUGCACAAAGCUAAUCUACAAACCAGGUGGAAAUCAAAUUACAUGUGUAAAAUCAGCUGAACAGUGUGCGCAAAGUUUUUUGUGUUUGCCACUGGAGUUGUCAAAGCACAUGCUGUGGGGGAGGGGUGGCGGUUAAUUGAGCCGGCGGAGGUAAUACAGAUGUUUAGAACUAUAUUUUUGUCAGUAACUGUUAUCUGUUGCACACAAUCUUUGUAGAUUGCAUGCCACACGCCCAGUUAUUGCACUUACAGUUUGUUGGGUUUUGUUUGCACAAGCAAUUUAUUUUCACAACGCUUCUUCAUUUUACAUAGUUUGUGUGUGUUGAGCUCUACAUUAAUAAAAUACACAACCACAGUGAGGGCCCUUGGAUAUCAUGAAAGAGGACCUUAGGAUUACCAUCUCUUCAUAGUACCCUUUUUUCAGCAUAGUUAGAGAAAAGCGAUUUUGUCAUAUGAAAAAUGUAUUCUCUUAACAUCUGUCUAGUUUAUUAUUUUACAGAUGAUUGUGUGUAUUGUGUAUGUUUCAAAGCUGACUUUCUGCAGUAUAUAUUAAGGUUGACUGUGUCAAGAUUCCACAACCUCAGAGGACAUGAGCACUUGGCCAUUGACGCCUGUCAAUAGAAACACAAAAGGGUUUUGUACCAAGUAGAGUGAAGUGGAGCUGAUUUCAUGAUAUGGGAUAUCCACAUAACUCCAGUUUUCCUAAAAACAGAAGCAGCUGCAGGAUUAAGACAGGUAAACAAAUAACUAUUUCAGAUUUUCUAAAAGGUAAAUCUUUCCAAUCAUCCUGACAGACAUUUUAGUCUAGUUUGGCAGAAAGAUGGGAAAUCCACUUAAAAGUCCAGUUAGCAUACAUACUUGUUUAUUCAUAUUUAAAUUUUAUCAAUUGCCACAUCUGUUGACUUGUCUUUAUCUGGUCCCAAAAUAUCCAGUCUUUCACCUUCUAAUCUUACUCUCUUUUCUGACACAAAUAGUCUUUUUGGACAUCUAUAUUAAUAAAAUACACAAAGAAGGGUCUCGGUGAUCAUUACAGAAAACCAAAGGUUUACCAUUUUUAUUUCAUUGAAACCUACUUUUAGCAUACAGGAGUUACAGCAAAGUCACAGGGUGGCAUGGAAAUGUAUUCUUUCUACAUCUUGUCUAAUUAGCUUGUUUUACAGACUAGAUGAUGUACUGUAUUACAAAAUAAAACAUUUUGUUAAAGAAACAUAAAUAAUUGAAGAUUUCUGAAACUUUCUGUUCAGCUCACCGGUUUUAUUCCCCAUGUUGUGUCACUUUUAACAUAAACGCUAUGCUGCUAUUUUCUAACUAUUUUGUCGACAUCAAGAGCUCAAGACUUUCUUUUGACCAUACUUCUUUUUCAAGAGCCAAUCAUGGUAGCAGAAGGUUUACUGCAGUGGAAAGGAUGUAUAAAAAUGCGAUUUACGAAUAGUAAUGUAAUAUUUGUAAUUAUGAAGAAUAUAUUGUACUGUUUUAAUGUGUUCUAAUUUAAUGUGUGAAAUUUUGCUUUUGUUUUUGAUCUUUUCAGCUGUGAAUUAUUCUUGAUUUAAAACUGUCAAAGCA